Messenger RNA from Hordeum vulgare subsp. vulgare (domesticated barley), 1984 nucleotides. RefSeq names its product protein TIFY 6b-like. The coding region runs from base 361 to 1614 and encodes 417 amino acids. Gene Ontology annotation, cellular component: nucleus. The record is from RefSeq and is a predicted model, not a curated record. Lineage: Eukaryota; Viridiplantae; Streptophyta; Magnoliopsida; Poales; Poaceae. Gene Ontology annotation, biological process: response to wounding; regulation of jasmonic acid mediated signaling pathway; regulation of defense response. The transcript has 7 exons.
GAAUUUAAUCAUCGUCUUCUCCCACCCGAUCUAACCUCCUGGCCCGAAAAUAAACAUAAUCGAUUAGUGGCGCCCCAGGCGCGCGCACGCACGCACAGGCCUGGGCUAGGAGUACUGGAGCAGUAUACAUACGCGAGAGAGGCAGAGCGGUCAAGGCUGGGAGAGAGGGAGAGAUAUAGAGAGAGAGAGAGCUCGUCGUCGUCAUCAUCAUCAUCGUUCGUUCACAGAGGAGGAGUAGUAGUAUCAGUGAGAGAGUCAGAGGAGGAAGGAAGGUUCAGAGGGGGUGGGGAGCGAAACGAAAUCCGUUUAUUCCUCCUGUAUCGGAGGCAAGUCCGCGGCCUCCUUUCCCGAGCCGGCUGGAUGGAGAGGGACUUCCUGGGCGCCAUAGGCCACGAGCAGCAGCAGCAGCAGCGCCAGCGCGCCGCCGCCGAGGACGACGCCGCCAGAAAGGAGUCAGCUUACUUUGGGGGAGGAGGAGUGCCGCCCAUGGACUGGUCCUUCGCUGGCAGGGCCGGGGCCGCGCCGGCGGUCAUGUCUUUCAGGUCGGCGGCGAGGGAAGAGCAGCAGCAGCAGCAGGGCGAGCUCGCCUUCUCCAAGCAGCAGGCCUCGCGUGUCCUCACUCCACAGAGAUCGUUUGGCGCUGAGAACCAUGGCAGCGUGCAGUACGCCGCCGCCGCGCGUGCGGCUUACGGUGGGCAGCCUCCACAGCAGCAGCAUGCUCCUAAUGGUGCUAGGGUGAUCCCAAUGUCCUCGCCGUUCAACCCCAACAAUCCCAUGUUCAGGGUUCAGAGUUCGCCUAACCUCCCCAAUGGCGUUGCUGCUGGGAGCCCGUUCAAACAGCCGCCUUUCGCGAUGAACAAUGCGGUCGCUGCUUCCACCGUUGGUGUGUACAAAUCAAGGGACAUGCCGAAGCCAAAGACAGCGCAAUUAACCAUCUUCUACGCUGGUUCUGUCAAUGUAUUCAACAACGUCUCAGCAGAAAAGGCUCAGGAACUCAUGUUCUUAGCUAGCAGAGGAUCUCUUCCAGCUGCACCCAGUACUGUUACUCGCAGCCCAGAUGCAACCUUUUUCACUCCGGCAAAACUCGCAGCACCUGAGCUUUCACCUGCAAAGCAGAUGCUACCUCAGAUGCCACAACGUGUUUCGCCUCCUUUGUCAGGCAUUUCCAAACCGAUCUCCAUGGUGUCCCAAGCUGCAUGCGUCCCCAAGAGCGCCUCUAGCUCCAACAUUGACUCGACAGCGCCAAAAUCUUCAGGCCAGUUGGUUGUGCCUCCCACGAGUCAGCCUUCGUCGUCCACUCAUCCUGUGACACUAGCCUCCACCACUGCUGCAAGUAUUAUGCCAAGAGCUGUUCCUCAAGCCCGGAAGGCGUCCCUUGCCCGAUUCUUGGAGAAAAGGAAAGAAAGAGUGACAACUACGGCGCCGUAUCCAUCAGCCAAGAGCCCGAUGGAGAGCAGCGACACGGUCGGAAGCGCCAACGACAACAACAGCAAGUCCUCAUCAUGCACAGAGAUCGCCUUCUCAAGCAACCAUGAGGAGUCGCUGCGUCUAGGCGGCCGGCCCAGGAACAUCAGCUUUAGCGGGGAGUCCCCGAGUACAAAACUACACAUCUGAUCCGAUAUAAUAAUCUUCCGGUGUCCAUAGGUUCAAAUUCAACCAUGAUGGCUGAUGCAAAACCGUAAUAAGAUUUUGCAUCCAGGCAGGAGGAGGGAGAAGGGAUAUUGGGAAAAGUCAGGCAGCAUGAUAUAUGUUACUCCUAUUGAUGAUGCUCUUAUUCUUGUUUAUGAUGUGUUUUGUUUUGGUUAAUUAGUCCGCGACCUGUAAUGCUGGUCUAGCUGGUGCAACACCCCACCUAACUAACAAGAGAGCUGUCGCUUGCAGACUCUUGAUUGUUAUUUUUUGUUUUGCCCCUGCGCCCAUUGUAUUGCAGAAAGAAACAUGUUAAUUUAGCAGUAUGAAAUUAUAGGCUUACAAAUUUCCACCA